GCUGAGCUCCAGCCAGCUGUGCCCGGGCUGGUGUCCAGGGAGGCACCCACUCUGCACCUGCACCCUGGGAGACUGGCAGCAUGGCCCAGGCCCCAAGCCCAGGUCCGCUGGUAGACAGCUGUGAGGACGAGAGGCCCCGCUGGGACAGCAAGUUCCAGUACCUCUUGAGCUGCAUUGGGUUUGCCGUGGGGCUGGGUAACAUAUGGAGGUUUCCGUACCUGUGCCAGACCCACGGGGGAGGGGCCUUCCUCAUCCCCUACUUCAUUGCCCUGGUGUUCGAGGGCAUCCCCCUCUUCCACAUCGAGCUUGCCAUCGGCCAGCGCCUGCGGAGGGGCAGCAUCGGGGUGUGGACGGCCAUCUGCCCCUACCUCGGCGGAGUAGGGCUGGGCUGCUUCACGGUGAACCUGCUGGUCAGCCUGUACUACAACACGGUCCUGGUGUGGGUUCUCUGGUACUUCCUCAACUCCUUCCAGUACCCGCUGCCCUGGAGCAGCUGCCCGCUAGACCUCAACAGAACAGGGUUGGUGGGGGAGUGCCAGGGCAGCAGCCCCGUGAGCUACUUCUGGUACCGGCAGACGCUCAACAUCACGGCCGACAUCGAGGACAGCGGCACGCUGCAGUGGCGCCUGGUCAUGUGCUCGGCCGCCUGCUGGGCAGUCUUGUAUCUGUGUGUCAUCAGGGGCAUCGAGACCACAGGGAAGGCCAUCUACUUCACAGCCUUGUUCCCUUACCUGGUCCUGACCAUCUUCCUCAUCCGGGGCUUGACCCUCCCUGGGGCCAUAGAAGGCUUGAUGUACCUGUUCACACCCGACAUGCAGAUUCUCCAGAACCCUCGGGUGUGGCUGGAUGCGGCCACCCAGAUCUUCUUCUCUUUGUCCUUGGCCUUCGGAGGACACAUUGCCUUGGCCAGUUACAACCCGCCCAGGAACAACUGCAAGAAGGACGCUGUGACCAUCGCCCUGGUCAACAGCCUGACCUCCUUGUACGCGUCCAUCACCAUCUUCUCGGUCAUGGGCUUCAAGGCCACCAAUGACUACCGGCAGUGCCUGGACAGCAACAUCCUCAGCCUCAUCAACGAGUUCGACUUCCCAGAGCAGAGCAUCCCCAGGGACGACUACCCGGCUGUCCUCAUGCGCCUGAACACCACACAGCCAGACAGGGUGGCCCAGCUCCCCCUGAAGGCCUGCUGCCUGAAGGACUUCCUGGACAAGAGUGCCUCGGGCCCGGGCCUGGCCUUCAUCGUCUUCACGGAGGCCAUCCUGCACAUGCCGGGGGCCCCGGGCUGGGCCGUGCUCUUCUUUGGCAUGCUCUUCACCCUGGGCCUGUCCUCCAUGUUCGGGAACAUGGAGGGGAUCAUCACGCCACUGCUGGACGUGGGGGUCUUGCCCAAAGGGGUCCCCAAGGAGGCCCUGACUGGAUUGGCCUGCUUGGCCAGCUUCCUGUUGGCUACCUGCUUCACGCUGCAGUCUGGCAGCUACUGGCUGGAGAUCUUCGACAACUUCGCGGCCUCCCUGAACCUGAUCAUCUUUGCCUUUCUUGAGGUCGUUGGGGUCAUCUAUGUUUAUGGAAUGAGGCGGUUCUGUGAUGACAUUGAGUGGAUGACUGGGCGGCGACCCAGCCUCUACUGGAGGCUGUCGUGGUGGGCAGUGAGCCCCAUGCUGCUGCUGGGCAUCCUACUGGCCUACAUCGUCCUCCUGGCCCAGAGACCACCCAGCUACAAGGCGUGGAGCCCCCAACAUGAGCAGUUCCCCUCUCGGGAGGAGAAGCUCUACCCAGGCUGGGUGCGCGUCAUCUGCAUGCUCCUGUCUUUCCUGCCCCUGCUGUGGGUCCCAGCUGUCGCGCUGGCCCAGCUGCUGGCCCAGCACAGGCGGAGGCUGAAGGACACACAACCAGACACCAGCAUGAAGCCAGAGGAGGGCAGGGGCUGCUGAGGGAUGGGCCAGGGCGGAUGGGAGCAGGGACUGCCGGCCUGUAGCCUCAGACCCAGCCUCAUUACACGCCUGCUGCCACAAGACCACGCGAUCGUUGCUUCCUAGCUUCUACCGUGUCCACGCUGCCUGCAAAGGGAUUCAGA
Ictidomys tridecemlineatus (thirteen-lined ground squirrel) is the source of this 2074-nucleotide messenger RNA. It is a transcript of the gene Slc6a18, whose product is annotated as solute carrier family 6 member 18. Lineage: Eukaryota; Metazoa; Chordata; Mammalia; Rodentia; Sciuridae. Gene Ontology annotation, cellular component: plasma membrane. Gene Ontology annotation, biological process: amino acid transport; nitrogen compound transport; sodium ion transmembrane transport. The record is from RefSeq and is a predicted model, not a curated record.